Kluyveromyces marxianus DMKU3-1042 is the source of this 1824-nucleotide messenger RNA. RefSeq names its product bifunctional K:H/Na:H antiporter NHX1 (gene NHX1). Gene Ontology annotation, biological process: proton transmembrane transport; sodium ion transport; vacuolar acidification. Lineage: Eukaryota; Fungi; Ascomycota; Saccharomycetes; Saccharomycetales; Saccharomycetaceae. The transcript has a single exon. Gene Ontology annotation, molecular function: sodium:proton antiporter activity. The coding region runs from base 1 to 1824 and encodes 607 amino acids. The record is from RefSeq and is a predicted model, not a curated record. Gene Ontology annotation, cellular component: fungal-type vacuole membrane; early endosome; late endosome.
AUGAAGAAAACGGCACUGUAUAUUGCUCUUUGGCUGAUAAAGGCUCGGAUGGGGUAUGCGUCUGGCGAAGACGAUGAGGGUGGAGACAAUGAUGGAGAAGUGCCAAUCCCAGACGACCCAGACGAUGUCAAUCCCAUAACAGAGGAAAUGUUCUCUUCGUGGGCGCUUUUCAUUCUAUUGUUCCUACUUAUAGCGGCGUUGUGGUCAUCGUAUAUGCUCACGAGAAAAAGGGUAAGAGCAGUGCACGAAACUGUGCUCUCUAUCUUUUACGGAAUGCUAGUGGGGCUUAUCAUCAGAUUGAGCCCUGGUCAUUACAUCCAGGAUACUGUGACGUUUAACUCGUCGUAUUUUUUCAACGUGCUCUUGCCUCCAAUUAUCCUCAAUUCGGGAUACGAGUUGAACCAAGUCAAUUUCUUUAACAACAUCGUGUCAAUUCUCACGUUCGCUAUUCCGGGUACGCUCAUAUCUGCUAUCGUGUUGGGGACCAUCUUGUUCAUCUGGACCUCUUUGGGUCUAGAAGGGAUCAACAUAUCCUUUGUUGAUGCCUUAUCUGUUGGAGCUACGCUCUCCGCAACGGAUCCAGUCACCAUUUUGUCCAUUUUCAACGCCUAUAAAGUGGAUCCCAAACUUUAUACCAUCAUCUUCGGUGAGUCGUUGCUCAAUGAUGCCAUUUCCAUCGUCAUGUUCGAAACAUGCCAGAAGUUCCACGGUAAAAAGCUACAAUUUUCCUCCUUUUUCGAAGGUAUCGGGAUGUUCUUGAUGACGUUCACGGUGUCGCUGUUGAUCGGCUGUAUGAUUGGAAUGCUCGUGGCUUUACUCUUGAAACAUACUUAUAUCAGAAGGUACCCUGAAAUAGAGAGUUGUAUCAUCCUUUUGGUGGCGUACCAGUCCUACUUCUUCUCGAACGGCUGCCACAUGUCCGGGAUCGUAUCCUUAUUAUUCUGUGGUAUAACUUUGAAACACUACGCUUAUUUCAACAUGUCCAGAAGAACACAGGUUACAUUGAAAUACAUAUUCCAAUUAUUAGCAAGACUAUCGGAAAAUUUCAUCUUCAUCUACUUGGGUUUGGCCUUGUUCACUGAAGUGGAACUAGUAUACAAGCCAAUGUUGAUCAUAAUUACCGCCAUAUCAAUUUGUGUGGCACGUUGGUGUGCUGUCCUUCCUUUAUCUAAUUUUGUCAAUUGGUUCUACAGAAUAAGAACGUUGAGAUCCAUGGGUUUGAAUUCAUCCUCAGAGUCUGAGUAUUCAAUCCCUGAUGAGAUUCCUUAUCAGUACCAAAUGAUGGUAUUCUGGGCAGGUCUAAGAGGUGCUGUUGGUGUUGCUCUUGCAAUGGGGAUUCAAGGUGAGUUUAAGUUCACUUUGUUGGCAACAGUUCUAGUCGUCGUCGUCCUAACUGUUAUUAUUUUUGGAGGUACUACUGCCAGUAUGCUAGAGAUUCUAAAUAUUAAGACAGGGUGUGAGGAUGAAAAUGAUCUAAGUGAUGAUGAAUUCGAUAUUGAAGCACCCCGUCCGAUAUCACUUCCAAGUGGUAACUUAGACUCAACAGCAGACUUUAGAUCUGACUUCCCUCCAUUGGCAACGAGCGCUAAUGGCGGACUAGGCGCAUCGCCAAAUGAGCAGCCAGCAACAAAUUCUAGAUUUUCAUUCGAUCGUUCGCAAAUUAGAAGCUCAGUGGAUAAAAUAUUCAAUCAGGACAAAUGGUUUGCAAAUUUCGAUGAACAAGUCUUAAAACCCGUGUUCUUGGAUAAUCCAUCGGAUGCUCCAUCAAGAGCAGAUAACCAUUCUUCAGAUUCACCUAAUUUUAUGUCAAGUAGAAGAACCUAA